This is a messenger RNA of Tilletiopsis washingtonensis, 3312 nucleotides long. RefSeq lists its product as hypothetical. The transcript has a single exon. The coding region runs from base 1 to 3312 and encodes 1103 amino acids. The record is from RefSeq and is a predicted model, not a curated record. Lineage: Eukaryota; Fungi; Basidiomycota; Exobasidiomycetes; Entylomatales.
AUGGCCGGCAGCAGUGCGGCGCCGGGCCCAGCACUGUCCCCAUCCUCCUCGGCCGCCGCAGCUGCCGGCCCGCCCAGCUCGGCGCCGUCCGGCCUCGCCCGCUUCUUCUCCACGCGCAGGAGCCGCGCUGCCGCCGCCGCCGUCGCCGCUGGCCCUUCGGCUGGACCAUCAGCGCAUGGUCGCUCCGCAUCGGUGCAUGCAGAGCCCUCCUCUUCGCACUACGAUGCCAUCCCGGUGCAGCACAUCACGCGCGCUACCGACUACGCCGCAGCCGCGUCCACUGCACCUUUGCCUCGGCCGUCGCACAAGGGCUCGCGCUCCGUACCGCUCAUCGAGCUGCCGCUGCGCUCGCCGCCAGGGCUAUCGUCCGCUGCAUCGGCUGCUGCCUCUCCCGCGUCACUCGGCGCCACGUCACCUGCACAUGCCUCGUCGCCACGACACCCACAUCAUGCUCGCAGCCGGACAAACAGUCUCGCCGGGCGGCUGGGUGCGCUCUUCGUGGGCAGCGACGAGCCCGCGCCCGUCGCUGCGCACGAGCCCGCCACGGCGACGCCCAGGUCCGACUCGCACGCCACGGCGACGCCCUGGUCCGACUCGCAUGCUUCAGAUGCGCCAGCCUCACACGCCUCGGUGCGCUCGCAGAGCAGCACCGGCGUGGCAGCGCUCUCGCAGCGUGUCCGACGCAUGUCGUUGGGUCGCCGAGCACAUACCUCGUCCGGCUCAGCGCCGCCCUUCAGCGGCUCUUCACAAGUGCCGCAGCCGACGCCAGCUACGGCGCCGCUACGGCAGUCCGCACGCAUGGGCGGUCCCGCUCGCAAGCUCAGCCUGCGCCUGCGCAACGGAAGAGGCCCCAGUCCACCACGGACGCCCGAGAUCGAGGCGUGGAAGCCGCAUCGGCGCGUAGACAAUGAGCAGGGCCAGGAGAUUGCCGUGCUUGCUCGCUCGCCCGAGAGCGAGCUGCGCGUGCAAGCGGCGCCUGCCAUGCCGGCGUGGCGAAGACCGCCACCGCCGCGCUUCCUGGACACGCCGGACCUCGCGGGCCCGAUGGACCCAAAGGCACUGCUGCACGAGGCCGGCAUCCUUAGCGAUCAGAGCUCGACGCGGACCAGUCUCGAGUCAAAGUCGAGGGCGCAGAGCCGGCGCUCGACCGCAGCGCGUACUGCGGAGCACCACGGCGCCGCCACUGGCGAGCCAAACGCUGGCGUCCCAUCACGAACGGAGCUGCUCGACGCCACCGGACUUGCCGAUGGCCUCGGACUGGGCAUUGAGCACGGCCUGGACGUGCAGCAGCCGCACGCCGCUCGUGUCGUCGAGUCCGGUGCUGCGCUCGGCUCGCCACGGCUGGCACCCGUCGACCUCGCGCUGCAGUUGCCCGAUGCAAACACCUCCUACCUCUCCGUGCCACUCGACAGUCCUCUCGAUCUCACGCGCCGUCCAUACAGUCUCAUCUCGACCGACGACGGCGUCGACACGCCCAUCAUCGGCUUGCGUCGCCUCGUUGUCUCCACGACCGAGGGCGCGGCCGACGAGGAGCUCUUCUUUCGCCCGCCGACUGCGCGCUCUGCGUCGCCGUGUCUGGAGAAGAAGAGCAGCACGGACGUGCUUGAGCCGCCGCUGCCUUUCGAUGCGGAGCAGUUCCGCGAGCAGUGGGAGAAGCGCAGCUCGCAGAUCGACCGCAGUUCGUCGCCACCAAUGUCGCCACGCGACAGCGUCGUCGCUCCCUCACUGCACAGCAAGCGCGCCAGCACGGCAGCUUCCAAGCGCUUCAGUGCACACGGCAGCGAAGCAGGCGCAACGGACGUGAGCGCACUCGGCGCCGAAGUGUCGCACGCUCGUCGAAUGGCGGCCGUGCCGAUGGGGACUGCGCGUGUGGCCGAGUGGACACGACGGACUCGGAGGAACUCCAAUCCGACGCUGGGCGAUGGCUCGCAGGCAACAGCGCAGCUGUCACGCUCGCUCAGCCUCUCGAAGGCAUGCCCGCCGCUCCCGGCGCAGCUGACGCAAGAGGCGCUCGCCGAAGCAGCACGACUCGGCAAGGCGCCAUCCAAGCGCAUCCGCCGAUCCAAGAGCUCGCCGAUGGACAGCAAUCUCAACGUCCUCUGGGGCAGCGCAGCGGCAGUGCCGCCACUGCUUCCGCUCGCCGGCAUUCCCUCGCAGGCUCAUGCGCCCAAGUCGCCGAAACGUCGCCUUGCUCGCCUGCCGGCUGCCACGCCGAGCCCGGCGCGGACCCUGCGCCCGAGCAGGAGCGGCAACUUGCAGGCAGCCGCGGCAGCAGACGACGCAGAUGCUGCCGCGCCCGACGUCGACGCCAGCCACACCGCUGCGCUUUCCUCUGUUAGGACCAGUCCUCACGCGCGCACUCGUCCCUCAUACGCCACGAGCGAAGAAGCGGCGCUGGCACGCCGGCGCGAACAGGCGGAGCGCGAGAAGCGGCGUGCGGAGCGCGAGCGGCAGCGCGAGGAGAAGCGCCUUGCGGCGUACGCCAGCAAGAAGCUCAACGAUCCGCUGCUCGCCACGCGACUGGCGCUGGUGGGCCUCGCGGAGGGAGACGGUGAGGUGCGCUCGCCGACGAGGAAGCAGUCGGGCGAAGAGCCUCGAGCGGACACGAAGGCGCCGAGCAAGGACUGGGCACUGCGAGAGGAGCCAUUCCGAGGCGUCUCGAUCUCGUCGGGCCCGUACACGAGCCGGGCGGUGCAGCUUGCUCUUGCUCCUCCGGCACGCAGAGUCUCGGACGUCGCUGCCGCCGCUGCGGCUCCGCGGACCCUCUCGCCCGCCCCGUCGUCAGUGCCGCCGCUCGACUCGCGCAGCAGCUUCUACACUGCCGCCUCUGGUGUCUCGGACGAGGAGGACGAGGCGUCCACCGUCCUCGGACUUGAUCCUCUUCGUUCCACCUCUGCCGCUGCCCCUCCCUCUGCCGUCGACGACCGCACCUCGCUCGCCACGACGCCCGAAGGACUCGCGGCGCUCGAGUGGCCCGUGCCGCCGUCGCGCUCGCAGCAUGCACAGACGUCCGACGACGGCACGCUGCUUGCUCGCCCCGGGCUGCGCAUCUCUGGCGGCACGGAGCUCAACGCCUGGCCCGGCGCUGCGUCGCCGCCGUCUGUGGCGAGCAGAGCAAGCCCGCAGAUGCUCUCUCUCGCGGGCAUCACUCGACCGAUCUCUGGCAGACUGGUCGCCAGUCCCGAACGUGGUGCGCCGCGGCUUGUGGCAGCUCCUCAUCAUCUGCUUGCGUCGCCAGCGCUGCGCUCGGAGCGCGCCAGCGUCGCGAGCAUGACGAGCGCGCCCGGCACGCCAGUGCUGCGCGACGGCUGA